AUUGAAAGAACUUUUCAGAAGAAAACAAGAAAAUAGAGUUCUUGAUACGCAUGAUCUUAUGUAUGUACAUGUAUACUUUGUGUAAUACCUAGGGUUUUAUUUCAAUGGAGAGGAGUUUUCUUUGAAGUCUAAACCCUUACACACUAAUUAAAAAAAUAGAAAAAAUAAAAAAAUAAAACCAUGGCCAUCGCCUUGAUCGCUAUGGUUGAGGUCAAUGACCAUAGCUGGCUGACUCUUCUGCAUUAUGCCACCUAUUGCUGAUCAGUGAUCUCUAAUUAUGAUGGGUGGAGGCCAUAAUCGUUGACUUGUAGUGGAGCUAGAAACUUUUGCACAUGGCGUGCUAAAGCUUAUAAAGUGUUUCUUCGUAUUUUAUCGAACGCCUUAUUCACAUGGGAUACUGCAUAUUCAUUUCAUAUUAAUGGAAGAAAAUAAAAAAAGGGUUCAAUAUAGACCUCCUUCGCCCUCAUUGGGGCAGAGUUGCUGUCAUAUUAAUAAUAUUAGCGGAAGAUCUUGAGAUUUUUUUCUAUUUAAUCUUUCGCAAAACCUAUAUUUGUUAAGUCAAAACACCCUCGUUACGAAUUUUUCAUCAAGAACACAAGAUCAGAAAGAAAAAAAAAAAAGAGCAAAUGGAGGGCGAGAUGAGCAACUUCUUCAAGGUAUGGCUCUCAGUCUAUCUUUGUCUAUGUUACUGCUAUGCCACUGCAAAGUUAGUUCCCAAAGGUUGCACAAGACUCCUUUGCUUGCUUCCAAUUGUGUGUCUCUUUCUCUACCUUCCUCUCUUUCUCUCUUCCAUACAUCUUGUGGGCGUUACAUCGUUUUUCAUUUCUUGGCUUGCCAACUUCAAGCUCUUCCUCUUGGCUUUUGGUAAAGGACCUUUGUCUUCCGACCCAUCAAUCUCUCUUGGUCGGUUUGUUGCUGUUGCUUGCCUUCCCAUCAAGAUCCAACAAAGCAACCCACCCCAAAAUUCAUUAGACAAACAUAAAAACACCCAAAAUGAUUCAAUCCCAUCUCUACCAAAUCAAAACAACCAAUUCAAAGAAAACUCCUCUCCAGCAAAAUCACACCAAAAUACCCAAAAUGAAAAUAGCCAACAACAACACAAAGAAAACCCACCUGCAAAUCACCAAAAUGGUCCCCAAAAAUCACAUAUUGAUGGCCAAUUCAAACAAAACCCACAUCCAUCUCCACCAAAAUCACAUAAAAAUGGCCAAAACAAAGAAAACCCAAUUCCCCAAAAACCAAAACAAGGCCAUAGAGUCCCUCUAAAUAAUGUAACAAAGGGUCUGCUGUUUGGAAUUUUGUUGCGUGCCUAUGAUUACAGUGACCAAAUCCAUCCAAAGGCCCUGUUGCUUCUCUAUUCUUUGCACAUAUACUUGCUCCUCGAACUCAUCCUAGCCGUCGCUGCAACCCUGGCUCGAGCCCUCCUAGCCAUCGAGCUGGAGCCACAGUUCAACGAGCCCUACCUCUCCACCUCACUCCAAGACUUCUGGGGCAGACGAUGGAACCUCAUGGUCACCAGCAUCCUACGGCCCACCGUUUAUGAGCCCACCCUCGACAUCUCCCGACGCGUCGUUGAUCGCAAGUGGGCACCGCUGCCCGCAGUGCUCGCAACGUUUGUGGUAUCAGCUUUUAUGCACGAAAUCGUGUUUUAUCACAUGGGGAGGAUGCGGCCCACGUGGGGGGUCACGUGCUUUUUUCUACUGCAUGGGAUUUGUUUGACGGUUGAGAUUGCUUUGAAGAAGGCGUGGUCGGCCGGCAGGUGGCGGUUGCCGAGGUUGGUCGCUGGAUUGUUGACCGUUGGAUUCGUGAUGGGAACCUGCUUUUGGCUGUUUCUUCCGCAGUUCUUUCGGUUUGGGGCUCAUGUCAAAGCGUUUGAGGAGUAUGCUGCAGUAGGUAAACUUUUCAGGGAUCUCAUUAGCCCAUUUGUCUCUCGGGUCAGGUAGGCUUAGCAGGUUAACGGGACCCGACUGAAAUAGAUGACAGUUUGACACUUGCCAUUCUUA
Molecule: messenger RNA, 2003 nt
Organism: Prunus persica (peach)
Lineage: Eukaryota; Viridiplantae; Streptophyta; Magnoliopsida; Rosales; Rosaceae
Product: acyl-CoA--sterol O-acyltransferase 1
Exons: 1
Coding region: 627-1943 (438 amino acids)
Biological process (GO): lipid metabolic process
Source: RefSeq, a predicted model, not a curated record